Molecule: messenger RNA, 562 nt
Organism: Hydra vulgaris (swiftwater hydra)
Lineage: Eukaryota; Metazoa; Cnidaria; Hydrozoa; Anthoathecata; Hydridae
Source: RefSeq, a predicted model, not a curated record
AUAUAUAUUAAAAAUUAACCUUGUGACAUAAGUUUUAUGUAUAGUCUUAAUAAGUAUUUGAGCAAUUUAUUACUUUUCAUGAGAAAUCAUUACUAUCGAGGGUGCCACUAAAAACACACAAAGACUUUAUUAACAUAUGGAUCAGAAUAUUGCACUAAUUGAAAAACAAUGUCGUAAACAAAUUCAAGUAUUCACAAAAUGUGUUGAGCUUAAUGAGGAUACAUGGCAGACUGUUUGUUUGACAGAAAAGGAAAACUUAACCAAAUGCUCUUCUGAAAACCCUAUGAUUCAGUUGAUAAACAAAAACUGCAAGAAUGAAUUUCGCAAGUACGACAGUUGCAUUCGAGACAAUGGAAGUCAAUUAUACAAUUGCAUGGAAUCGCUGGAGCAAUUUAAUACUUGUGCAGCUCGCACAGUUAAUGGAUUUGGAAGUUCUGGAUAUUUUAAAAAUUAAGCGAGUAAUUUUUUGUUAUUUUCGGUGAUUAUAAAUGUUUCAUUUAUAAUUUUUAAAUAAUAUUAUGUUACUAUUUAUAUUUGACGACAAAAAAAAUAUAAUUAUUUU